CUUCAAGAACAUUCAGCGGGUUCUCGAAGUGUAAUAACCAAAACAACUCAGCCGUUUCAACCACCGCAUACACCGCCGUCCAUGGCGACUCCGCCACCAUUCAUGAACUCAAACAACCUCAAUCCCUUAACUCAAGGCUCCUCUCGCCUCCCGGAGGACACUGUGAUCUACUCCAUAUACCCAGACAAUCCCCUUUCCCAAGACUCCCUUCAAUCGCUCCACCUCCAAAUCCUCAACGCCGUUUCCCCUUUCACUACCUCUUACAUUUGGCAGCACGAGCCUUUCACCCUCUCCAUUGCCUUCCACCCUUUCCCUCACCUCAAAGGUCACCUCCGUUUCGGUGACAAUUUAAACGACGAAUGGUUCACUGUUUUCCUCCUCUUUCGAAUCUCCGUCGCUUUCCCCUCUGUUUCCAUCCAAGUUCACGAUUCUGAUGGCGAUUUUCUUUUGAUUGAAGCGGCUUACCAUCUCCCUCGUUGGCUAAACCCCGAGAACUCUCAAAAUCGCUCGUUUAUCCGACGCGGGAAGCUCCAUAUCAUCCCCCAAAGCGCCCUUCCUAACCCGACUCUAACCGAAUCCCUAAAUUUCUUAAUAGAAAAUGAACAAGCAGCGGUGGCGCCGGAUUCCAUGCAAUCCGUCAUCCAGAAUAGAAUCGCUGGUUAUCCGGAGAAGGCGAAACUGAAUACCCAUUCCGUGAGAGUUCGGGUCCCGGUUUCGGUAGCACGAGUGUUUAAACACGCUCCGUCUUUGAUUUCGUUAGCGGUGGAAGGGUUCUACGACCGGGACAUGGAUUCGAUGAAACACGCGGCGAAGAUGGAACGGUUUUUGAAGGGAGGGAAAGGAGGAGAAGAGGAGAUGGUUACAGUGGCAGUUAAGAUGUCGAGGGCAAUGUACGCGCAGCUGAUGCAGCAGAGGUUUCAGGCGCCGAAGUGUUAUCCUAUGCCGCCGAAGAAGGGUGACUUGGAGGCGGAGCUGGGGAUGAAGAUAGCUUGUGGGUUUGAGAUGAUGUAUCAAGAAAAGAAGAAAGAAGGGGAAGAAGGGAAAGGGAGUGGCUGGAAAAAGUACAAAGAGAGUUUGGAGAAGAGCGGGUAUUUCAAGGGCUUGAUUCCUGGGUCUAAUGAGUAUAAAAGGUUAAUGGAGAAUGCUGAAGAGUAUUACAAGAACAGUUCUUUGUUUUCCAAGACCCGUGAAAUGUUGAAUGCUCCUGUGAGACAAAUAGAUGAGAUUCUUUCAUUACCAUAUUCAGCUGAUGAAUUUAAGAACGAGGAUGCUCCACCUUCAGAUGACGAUUCUUGGCUUUACAGUGGAGAAGAUGAGUUGAACUCUGCUCUACAGGAUAGACAAAAGGAGAUGGAACUUUACGAGCUUAAACGUAAAAAGAAGAAGUCGAAAGAGCAAAAGGAUACUGGUGCGUCAUCCAGCUUGAAAGGCGAAGAUUUUGAUCUUAGUGAGCUUGUGAAAACCAUGCAAGGCUUUAUCCAUAAGAUGUCAAGCUAUGAGGGAGCUGAGGUUCCUAAUGACAGGGAUCCUAAAGAGGUGGAACUUGAUGUGGAGCGCUUUAUGAAGGAUGUGGAGUCGGUGAUGAAAUACCAAGGUGAUGAAAAUGUGACUCGUGAUAUGGAUGAUGACGGAGGUUCUUCGGACAUGGAUUUUGCUGCAGAUGAGUCUGAGGAUGGAAGUGACAUGUCCGAUCAUGAGGAUGGAGAGGAUUCGUUCAUGCAUUCUUAUUCCGAUGUUAUGAACAAUGAACUGAAGAGUACUACCCUCAAGAAGAGCUUCGUUAAUGCAAACGAGCAGACCUCCGUUAAAAACGAGGGAACAUCGAAUGCAACAGAAGAUAUGGAUGAAGAGUUUAGUCCAGUGGAUGUGGAUGUCAACCUUGUUAAAAACCUUCUUGACUCCUUUUCUUGUCAACAAGGACUUCCUGGUCCAACUUCCAAUUUGCUUGGGCUGAUGGGUGUUAAUCUUCCUAAGGAUGACAAUAAGGGCAAAUGAGUUUGUACCAGGGAAAUAAUAGGAAUUCACUGUAAUUUACGUGUAGCUGCUGCAUUCUUCUUGUAACUUAAGGUAGCAAAUUGCUUUGAGAAUCAAUCUAAUACCAUCUAGAAUCAAUAGAAAACUACAAGUUGUAUUUC
This is a messenger RNA of Gossypium raimondii (Peruvian cotton), 2135 nucleotides long. RefSeq names its product protein ecdysoneless homolog. The transcript has 5 exons. Bases 82 to 1995 code for a protein of 637 amino acids. The record is from RefSeq and is a predicted model, not a curated record. Lineage: Eukaryota; Viridiplantae; Streptophyta; Magnoliopsida; Malvales; Malvaceae. Gene Ontology annotation, cellular component: nucleus.